Molecule: messenger RNA, 2463 nt
Organism: Cyprinodon tularosa
Lineage: Eukaryota; Metazoa; Chordata; Actinopteri; Cyprinodontiformes; Cyprinodontidae
Product: male-specific lethal 3 homolog
Exons: 14
Coding region: 128-1762 (544 amino acids)
Biological process (GO): regulation of DNA-templated transcription; chromatin organization
Cellular component (GO): NuA4 histone acetyltransferase complex; MSL complex; nucleus
Source: RefSeq, a predicted model, not a curated record
CCCAGUAUUCCACAACAGCGCCAUCUUUCCAGAGGUUUGAAACUCCCUCGUAGGAAAGGAAAAGAAAGGGUUAAGGACGUUCAAGGAUCCGAUCGAUGCCUUCUCUCUCACACGUCGCCAUGAACAAAUGAAUUCGCGGGGAAUUAAAUACCAGUUUCACAAAGGAGAACGAGUCUUGUGCUUUGAACCCGACCCAACCAAGGCUAAAGUCUUGUAUGACGCUAAGGUCCUUGAUGUCUUGAUCGGAACGGAUGAACAUGGGAGACGAGUCCCAAAGUACCUGAUUCACUUCAGUGGUUGGAGCAGGAGCUGGGACCGCUGGGCUGCAGAGGACCAUGUCCUAAGGGACACGGAGGAAAACCGCAAAUUGCAACGUAAGCUGGCUCGCAAAGCUCUAGGGCGCAUGAAGAGAAAGGGAUGGACGAAGAGGCGUCGACGUCAGUCUGGUAACAAAUCUUCUCUGAAGACUCUCCCUAAGGAGGAGGACAGCGAUGACGCUUGUUUGAUUUCGACCUCGGACAGCAGUGACGGGGACGACUCGGACCCUGACUCUUCAAACAGUGGCGACAGCACCUUCUCAGAAGAUAUCAACAAAAUGAGGGUUGAUUCAGACGUGAACGUGAAGAGGGAGUGCGAGGAGAAGGUCGUUCACGUGGACAUCAACAUCCCAGAUGUUCUGAAGAAGAAACUCGAAGAUGACUGCUUUUAUAUCAACAAGAGGAAGAAGCUGGUCGUGGUCCCCUGUGAGACAAAUGUCGUCCACAUCCUGGAGUCCUACGUGAAGCACUUUGCUAUCAACAAGGCCUUCAUGGCCAAUGAGCGCUACAGGCGUCAGCAGAAUACCUUGCAGAGCAGCAGCCCGCAGCCGAUCCCGCCGGAGAGGAGUGAGGAGCUUUGUAAGGAAAUGGUUGAUGGUCUGAGGAUCACGUUCGACUUCACCUUACCCAUGAUCCUCCUCUACCCCUGCGAACAAGCUCAGUUUAAAAAAGUCAGCUCCUCUAGGCUCCUCCUCGCAGCCAAUGAAACGUCUCCCAGCUCCAGCAGUGCACAACGAGAACGUAGUCCAAGCCCACUGGCUCACAACCCCCCUACGCCUCAGUCCACAGACAGUCAGCCGGCGCUAAGCGACACCUCCGCCACCACGCCCACAGCUCCAGCCCCUACUGCAAAGCGUCGCCGCCACCCCGACAUGGACUGCAUCUCCUACCAGUCGCAAUCCCUCAGACGGUCCACCAGGAACACGUCGGGAGGAGAUCGACCCGCUGAAGGAAGCAGUGGAGGUGGAGGGAGUGCGACGGCCUCUCCGCAGCUCAAGCGGCGUCAGGUCGACACGUCACAACCCAAGUUCUUCCUCAGCCUCGAAAAAAAAACACCGAUCCACAGCGGCUCAUCGUCCCCGUUGCCGUUGACGCCGAGCAAAGAGAGGAGCAGGCCGUUCUACGGCCUGGAGAGCCGGAGAAACAAUGAGCUCAAUGAGGUUCUGAGCUGGAAGCUGACACCUGAUAACUACCCGCUUAACGACCAGCCUCCUCCGCCUUCUUACCUGUACGGAUCCCAGCACCUCCUACGGCUUUUUGUGAAGCUGCCAGAGAUCCUGGGCAAAAUGCAGAUCCCUGAACGGAAUCUCAGAGCCCUAAUCAAACAUCUGGAGCUCUUCCUGAGGUUUCUGGCAGAGUUCCACGAGGAUUUUUUCCCAGAGUCUGCAUACGUGUCUGCGUCAGAAGCUCACUACAGCAUGAAACAACCAAGACCGGCUUAUUAAAGGAGACACGGACAGUUUGUUUUUUUCUUUCUCUAAGCAGAAGUUCCCGCUUCUAUGUUCCUCUUCCUCUCUAACAUGCGUUUUCUUUCUGCUGCCUUGCGGGUCCAGUUACUUCCAUAUCUCCCCAGCAUGCAGGACUACAAUCUUCUGCUUAGCGUUAACGUGGAAUGCAUGCUGAUUUCUAUCAGGGCCAAUCUGCCGAACUUCGUGGUUCUUUUCUUAAAUUCUGUUGCAGUUUUUCCUCUUUUUUUAAACUUUCCUGCCACGUGUAGGUUUUUGAAGAUUGUCUCCUAUUCGAUUAAGAAUGGAGGAUAAAAAAAAAGUCCUGUGUGAAGAGGAUUGUACGCCUGUUUGGAAGCUAAGAACUUUCCAAAGACUGACUUCCUCCGCUUCUCAGUGCUCCACAGUACCGCCUGACGGCAACAGAACUAUCUGUUUCUAUGCUUCCUUUGCUCCUCUGCAGUUUCUAACGUCGGCUCUUGAGUGUCGUCGUUCUCCCCUAGAAAUUUCACCUACUUCGAAUGUGUGGCUGUUUGUUGCAAUUUGUUAAAAGCCAGUUUUAUUUCACUUGACAUCAUUUGUGGUCUGUUUAAAGGAGCACUAACUCUGCCAUAAGUCACUUCACUUAAUUGAAUAUGAUUAAACUAAUUAGCAAAAAAAAUUUAAGAACUAUUUCUACAUACUCGUCCAUUCCGGAUGUA